UGGAAUCAGAGGACGAGUUGGACGUAAAAUCCAAAUCCCCACUUGCUGAUAGUCAAGGUUGGGAUGCCAGUACGCUAGAGAUUCUCAUACUGCUUUGUUUACUUCCACCAGUCAAUCAGGGGAGGAAGGGCUUGUCAAAGGUUUCAGUGCUCUCAGCAAUCGACCACCUACUACAAUUCCAAAAGAGUGGUGCCAGUCUUGAACAUUUUCUGGAGAGUAGGAAGAAUAAGCAGAUGCAGCCAUACUUGCUUGCAAGAGGAAUGUCCCAGGAGAGGAUAGAUCAAUUCUUUGUUAUUGUGGAUCACCUCGCAAUUCCCUGCUCCGACAUUAGCCCCAUCAGUGCUUUUGACACGCUCUUCAAGACGCAUUACGUAUUCGGGUUACAUUAUGCAAGGCCACUGCAUAAUUUCUGGACCUUCAUUCAAACCACUAUCUACAAUAUCGACCCCAAGACCACCAAUGAAUCACCAAGGGUACGGGAGCUGAGGUCCAAAUUAUCAAACUUUGGCAAGUAGAAGAACAGAAGUGGAAGAAGGAUCAACACUUAACCAAAGAAAAUGUUGCGCUGCAUUAAUUGUAAAACUCGUAGUCAGUUUCCCAGCAUACAUCAUCUUUUUCGCCAUUUGCGGUAUAUACAUGGAAUAGCAGAUCAUAAUGGAAAAACAAUAAUUUGUGGUCAAGGGGCUUGCGCAAGAACUUUUAACACAUUCAGUGGGUUUAGAAAGCACUUGAAAAAAUUUCAUCAAGAAAAUGAAAAUGGCAAUGAUCAAGGAGUGGACUUGGCGAAUGAGGAAGACGAGUCUUUUGAUGUUAAUGAUACUAGUAUUGAAGAAGGUUUUGUUGAUAACAUUGAUCAAGAUGACAAUGACAACAAUGAUGAAGUGUUUGAUAUUUUAAGUCAAGAGGACAUAGAACAACAUGCUUUCACAUUUAUAGCAAAUCUCUCUAGUAGACCUACUAUAUCUGGAGCAUGUAUGAAUGAAAUUGUAAAUUCUGCAAGUGAUUUAAUUGAAGGUGUAGUUAAAAGUGCAUCUGCAGCAGUUAAAUCAGCAUUUUCACAUCAUGGACAGCCAGAAUCACUUGUUUUAGCAGAGAUACAGGAGCAUUUGACAACCCUUAAACAUCCAUUUGAAAACUUAAAUACUGAGUAUAAACGUGAAAAAACAUUCAGUAGGAUGGGAAUGGUUAAACCUUGUGAAAUAGACUUGGGUGUUCCCCGACUUGAGAACCAACAUAAUCAGGCAGUACCAAUAGAGGACAAAUUUGUGUACAUUGAUAUUAAUAAGACUCUUGAAAAGCUUGUUCAGCAUCCAGAGAUUUUGUCCUAUGUCAAACGCGAUCACAUCAGCAAUGACGGCGUAUUAAGGGAUUUCUGUGAUGGACAACUUUACAGGGAAACUGAUCUUUUCAAGGAGGAUCCUAAUGCUUUGCAGCUACAUUUUUUUUAUGACGAUUUCCAAACGGUGAAUCCGUUAGGCUCCAAGACAGUUCACAAGUUAGGGGCAUUUUAUUUUGUAUUAAAGAACCUUCCGCCAAAAUUUAACUCGUCUCUUCGCAACAUCAAUCUUGUUGCAUUGUGUUAUGCACAAGAUACAAAAACAUAUGGCUAUGAUGAAAUACUGCAACACUUUGUUGCAGAUAUUAAUAAACUGGCAACAGAGGGGAUCUCUCUUCCAGAUGGUGAAAGAAAGAAAGGAACAUUAACCCAAUUCAGCGCUGACAAUUUGGGUGCAAACUCUCUGUUUGGUUUUGUUGAAAGUUUUUCAGCUGCCUUCUACUGCCGUCUUUGCUUAAUAAGCAAAGAUGAUGCGCAAAACAUUUUUCAGGACCCAGAUACCUUACUGAGAACAAAAGAUGACUACAAUCUUCAUGUACAACAGGCUGAAGCUGCAGGCCAGCAUGUUUAUGGAAUAAAGAACAGUAGUGUGUUGAAUGACUGCAAGUUCUUUCAUAUAUUGUCAAACUUUUCUCUUGACAUUAUGCACGAUAUCUUGGAGGGUGUAGCACAAUAUGAAAUGAAAUUGGUGUUACAAUAUUUCAUUUUCGAGUGUCGGCCUCCAGUACUGUCACUUGGAGAAUUGAAUAAGCACUUGGAAAGUCAUGACUAUGGUGUUACAGAAACGAAAAAUAAACCAUCUCCUGUAAAGCUAGACUCUCAAGGAAAUGCACUUGGACAAAAAGCAAUGCAAGCUUGGACUCUAAUUAGGCAUUUGCCAUUUAUCAUUGGAUCCAAAGUAGGAGCAAAUGAUGCAAAGUGGGAAUUGUUGCUGAAGUUGUUGGAUUGCAUGGACAUCAUAUUUUCGCCACAGCUGACUCCUGGCCUUAUUGCAGAACUGUCAAUAUUGAUUGCAGAGCAUCAUGCUUAUUUCAAGGAAGUAUUUCCUGAGCGCAGGUUGCUACCCAAACAUCACUUCAUGGUACAUUAUCCAAGAUGCUUACGAAUGAUAGGCCCUCUUGUACAUGUGUGGGGCAUGAGGUACGAGGCCAAACAUGAGUAUUUUGGAAGAGUUGCAGACUGUGUUCGCAAUUAUAAGAAUAUAUGCAUUUCAUUGGCAAAGCGGCAUCAGUCAAUGCAUGCAUACAAUCUAAUUGCAAAAGCACCUUUGGAAGCUAGGGAGAUUGGACCUGGAAGAGAAGUGGAGGUGAUAACUCUCACUGAAGACUGUAUCCAUCUUGUAAUGGAGAAACUUCAAGUGAAUGAUUUCUCCACAAGAUUAUAUGAAGCAAAGUGGAUAAAACUUUGUGGUACGCUGUAUCAACCAUCAUUAUAUGUGUGUCAUGACAUUGAUGAACUUCCAGUAUUUGGAAAUAUCAUACACAUUCUGGUAUAUGAAAGCCAGGUGUAUUUUGUGCUGCAUGUGUGCGAGACAAGUUAUUACAAUAAGCACUACCAUGCAUAUGUUACAACAAGUAAAAGUCCAGACAGCUAUGUUGUCGUAACUAAAUCUGAACUGGUUGAUUACCAGCCUCUGGAUAUAAUCACUGAUGUAUCUGAGCACUCUCAAAACAGGUACAUAUCCCCAAGACAUGUACUGUUCAAGUAAGGUGUACCCAAGAAGUUGCAGAAUUGUUGUUUUGAAGAAUGUUAACAGCAAAGUAUUGUUACUGCUAUCAAGUCUGACUUGAUCACAGGAACAAUAUCAUAUUUGGCACUGUGGUCAUAUUUCUAAAAUAAUGACCCUCAGUUGACCAGACUGGAGAGUGUGCAUUAGCUAAAUUAGAAAUUAGUAAUUAAUGUGCAGAUUUGUUUUAUGAGUGUUUCACCUCUAAAUUGGUCUCGUACAUCUGAAUCAAUUGGUGUCCUACAGCUGAAUUAAUUUUUCUCUUACAGCUGAAUUAAUUUGGUACAAAGAAAGCAAUCUAGACGGGCAAAGCAAGGAAAGCAAACUAGACGUGUUAAUUAUUGAUGGAACGAGAAUGUGAAAAAUAUAUACAAGGGGUAGUGAAAAAA
Lytechinus variegatus (green sea urchin) is the source of this 3451-nucleotide messenger RNA. RefSeq lists its product as uncharacterized. Lineage: Eukaryota; Metazoa; Echinodermata; Echinoidea; Temnopleuroida; Toxopneustidae. The coding region runs from base 558 to 3044 and encodes 828 amino acids. The record is from RefSeq and is a predicted model, not a curated record. The transcript is spliced from 3 exons.